AAUGAGUGUGUAUGAGGAGAGAGAGCAGGAGAAUCCUGUUGACACUCAGAGAGCAGCAUCUCCAGGAUUCAGUUAUGUGUCUAUGAAGAGCAACAACUCCAUGGGUCUGCCCCCUGUUCUCAGUGAUGUUGACUCUCAGAGAGCAGCAUCUCCAGGAUUCAGCAGUGUGUCUAUGAAGAGUAACAACUCCAUUGGUCUGCCCCCUGGUCUCAGUGAUGUUGACGCUCAGAGAGCAUCAUCUCCAGGAUUCAGCAGUGUGUCUAUGAAGAGUAACAACUCCAUGCAUCUGCCCCCUGUUCUCAGUGAUGUUGACGCUCAGAGAGCAUCAUCUCCAGGAUUCAGCAGUGUGUCUAUGAAGAGUAACAACUCCAUUGGUCUGCCCCCUGGUCUCAGUGAUGUUGACGCUCAGAGAGUAGCAUCUCCAGGAUUCAGCUGUGUGUCUCUGAAGAGCAACAACUCCAUGGGUCUGCCCCCUGGUCUCAGUGAUGUUGAUACUCAGAGAGUAGCAUCUGCAGGAUUCAGCUGUGUGUCUAUGAAGAGUAACAACUCCAUUGGUCUGCCCCCUGGUCUCAGUGAUGUUGACGCUCAGAAAGUAGCAUCUGCAGGAUUCAGCAGUGUGUCUCUGAAGAGCAACAACUCCAUGGGUCUGCCCCCUGGUCUCAGUGAUGUUGAUACUCAGAGAGCAGCAUCUUCAGGAUUUAGCUGUGUGUCUAUGAACAGUAAUAACUCCAUGCAUCACCCCCCUUAUCUCAGCGAUGCUGACGCUCCGAGAGCAGCAUCCUCAGGAUUCAGCUGUGUGUCUAUGAAGAUUAACAACUCCAUGCAUCAGCUCCCUUAUCUCAGUGAUGUUGACGCUCAGAGAGCAUCAUCUCCAGGAUUCAGCAGUGUGUCUAUGAAGAGUAACAACUCCAUUGGUCUGCCCCCUGGUCUCAGUGAUGUUGACGCUCAGAGAGCAGCAUCUGCAGGAUUCAGCAGUGUGUCUGUGAAGAGUAACAACUCCAUGGGUCUGCCUCCUGGUCUCAGUGAUGUUGACGCUCAGAGAGUAGCAUCUGCAGGAUUCAGCAGUGUGUCUAUGAAGAGUAACAACUCCAUUGGUCUGCCCCCUGGUCUCAGUGAUGUUGACGCUCAGAGAGCAGCAUCUGCAGGAUUCAGCAGUGUGUCUAUGAAGAGUAACAACUCCAUUGGUCUGCCCCCUGGUCUCAGUGAUGUUGACGCUCAGAGAGUAGCAUCUGCAGGAUUCAGCAGUGUGUCUGUGAAGAGUAACAACUCCAUGUAUCUGCCUCCUGGUCUCAGUUACGUUGACGCUCAGAGAGUAGCAUCUCCAGGAUUCAGCUGUGUGUCUAUGAAGAGUAACAACUCCAUGCAUCUGCCUCCUGGUCUCAGUUUUGUUGACUCUCAGAGAGUAGCAUCUCCAGGAUUCAGCUGUGUGUCUAUGAAGAGUAACAACUCCAUGCAUCUGCCCCCUGGUCUCAGUGAUGAACUUGCUGUGACCUCUGACUCUUUUAUUAUCAGCAGGAAGAGAAAGAGAGCAGCUUCUCCACUGCAGCCCCCUGAUCUCAGUGAUGGAUCAGUUGGCUGGAGAGCUGAUCAGAUCAGAUAUGUGUCCUGUCAGAGCUUCACAUCCUCUUACAGUCAGAACCACUUCAGUCAUCAUGACACAGAAGCAGAUCUGCAGCUCGAUUCUCACCAAACAGUGCAUGAUGAUCUUCAGAGAGUCAAAAACCAGCACAAAACCAGCAUGAAGAACAAGUAUGAGCGCUUAUUUGAGGGAAUCAAACUACAAGAGAAUAAAACCCUCCUGAACAGGAUUUACACACAGCUGUACAUCAUAGAGGGAGAGAGUGAAGGAGUGAAUGAAGAACAUGAGGUGCUACAGAUGGAGAAAAGUUACAGGACACUCCAAGACACUCCAAUCAACUGCAAUGACAUCUUUAAUCCUUCACCUGAACCAGGAUAUGAGGAGAAGAGAAGACAGAAAAAUGACACAAUAAAGACUGUUCUUACUAAAGGCAUCGCUGGAAUUGGAAAAACCGUCUCUGUGCAGAAGUUCAUUCUGGACUGGGCAGAGGGAAGAGCCAAUCAGGAUGUAGAUUUCAUGUUUGUGCUUCCAUUUAGAGAGCUGAACUUGAUUAAAGAUCAUCAUUACAGUCUUCACAGACUUCUGCUUGACUUUCAUCCUGAACUUCAGUAUCUGGACUCAAAGAUUUAUGAUAAAUGUAAAGUUGUGUUCAUCUUUGAUGGUCUGGAUGAAAGCAGAAUUUCACUGAUGUUUUCAGACUGUCAGAAAGUUUCUGAUGUGACUGAGGUUUCAUCAUUGAGUCUGUUGAUGUCGAACCUCAUGAAAGGAGAUCUGCUUCCCUCUGCUCUCAUCUGGAUCACCACCAGACCAGCAGCAGCCAAUCAGAUCCCCUCCAACUACAUCAACCGUGUGACAGAAAUUCAGGGAUUCAAUGACCCUCAGAAGGAGGAAUAUUUCAGGAAGAGAAUCAGUGACGAGCAUCAAGCCAGCAGAAUCAUCUCACACAUCAGAAGAGCAAGAAGCCUCCACAUCAUGUGCCACAUACCUGUCUUCUGCUGGAUCUCAGCCACUGUGCUUCAAAACAUCCUGAAACAAGAUCUCAGUGCAGAAAUCCCUCAAACUCUGACUGAAAUGUACAUCUACUUCCUGCUCAUUCAAACAAAUAUGAGGAACCAGAAGUAUGAAGUGAGAGAUUCAGAGAAACCCCUGCAGUCCAACAGAGAAGUGAUUGUGAAACUGGCUGAACUGGCUUUCAAUCAGCUGAUGAAGGGCAAUGUGAAGUUUUAUGAGGAGGACCUGAGAGAGAGCGGCAUAGACGUCACUGACGCCUCGGUGUAUUCUGGGAUUUGCACUGAGAUCUUUAGGGAGGAAUCUGUGAUUUAUCACAGGAAGGUUUACAGCUUUGUACAUCUGAGCUUUCAGGAGUUUUUUGCAGCACUGUAUGUGUUUUACUGUUGUUUACACAAGAACAGUGAGGUUCUGAAAAUGUUCCUGACAGGAAAGUCCAGAACUCAGUGUGAGGAUGUUCCUCUGGAUGUGUUUCUGAAGGGAGUAAUGAAUGAAGCCUUGAAGAGUAAAACUGGACACCUGGAUCUUUUCCUUCGGUUUCUUCAUGGCGUCUCACUGGAGUCUAAUCAGAGACUCUUACAGGAUGUGCUGAUACACACAGAGAACAACCCAGAGAGCAUCAAGAAAAUAAUCCAAAACCUCAAACGAGGUCAAAAAAACAAUGUCAGUCCUGAAAGAUGGAUGAAUCUAUCAUACUGCUUGAUUGAGAUGAAGGAUAACUCUGUUGUUGAAGAAGUGCAGGCGUUUUUGAAAUCUAAAGCAAAAAGUAAAAGUCUUUCUCUUGCACAAUGCUCAACUUUGGCAAACAUGAUCCUGAUGUCAGAGGAGGUGCUGGAUGAGUUUAACGUUAAUAGGUACAACAUCAAAUCAAAAGAGGGCAGAUGGAGACUGUUACCUGCUGUGAGGAACUGCAGAAAAGCUGUAUUGACAGGCUGUAAUCUCACUGAUCAGCACUGUGAAAUUGUGGCUUCAGUUUUACAAUCAUCAAACUCCCUGAGAGAGCUGGACCUGAAUAACAAUCACCUGCAGGAUUCAGGAGUGGAGCUGCUCUGUGCUGGACUGAAAAGUCCAAACUGUCAACUCAGCAUACUGAGUUUGGCAGGCUGUAAUCUCACUGAUCAGCACUGUGAAGAUGUUGCUUCAUUUUUACAAUCACCAAACUCCCCCCCGAGAGAGCUGGACCUGAGUAACAAUGACCUGCAGGAUUCAGGAGUGAAGCUACUGUGUGCUGGACUGGAGAGUCCAAACUGUCAACUCAACAUACUGAGAUUAUCUGGCUGUAUGGUGACAGCAGAAGGUUGUGCUGCUCUGGCAUCAGCUCUGAGUUCAAACCCCUCACACCUGAGUGAGCUAGAUCUGAGCUAUAAUCACCCAGGAGAUUCAGGACUGAAGCUGCUAAAUGAAGCUGAUAUACUCAAACAACUGGACAAACUCAAUGUGGAUCAUGGAGGAGAGUUCAGGAUCAGAGCAGGACUCCACAAAUACGCCUGUGAUCUCACACUGGAUCCAAACACAGCACACACUCAACUCGUUCUGUCUGAGGAGAACAGAAAGGUGACGCAUGUGUCUGAGUCACAGUCAUAUCCUGGUCAUCCAGACAGAUUUGAUGUGUGGGGUCAGGUUCUGUGUGAAGAGACUCUGACUGGACGCUGUUACUGGGAGACUGAAUGGAGAGGAUAUGAGGUUCAUAUAUCAGUGGUUUAUAAAGGAAUCAAGAGGAAAGGAGCGAGUGCUGACUGUUGGUUUGGAGAGAAUGAAAACUCCUGGAGUCUGAGCUGCUCUGAUCACAGAUUCACUGUCUGGCACAAUAAAAACUCCACUGUUAUAUCUGCUGCUCCAGGCUCCUGUAAGAGAGCAGGAGUGUAUCUGGACGAGUCGAGCGGCAUUCUGUCCUUCUACAGCGUCUCUGACACACACACACUCACACACUUACACACACUCACACACACAUUCACUCAACCACUACACGCUGGAUUUAGACUUUAUUAUAACUCUUCAGUGUCUCUGUGUCACAUUAAACACACACACACCUGACACACACACACACACACCUGACUGACACACACACACACACACCUGACUGACACACACACUCACACACCUGACACACACACUCACACAGACAGACUGACUGACACACACACACACACACACACACACUCACACACACAUUCACUCAACCACUACACGCUGGAUUUAGACUUUAUCCAAACUCUUCAGUGUCUCUGUGCCACAUUAAACACACACACACCUGACUGACACACACACACACACACAUUUACACACAACUGACUGACACACACACACACACACAUUCACUCAACCGCUACACGCUGGAUUUAGACUUCCUUAUUCAAACUCUUCAGUGUCUCUGUGCCACAUUAAACACACACACACCUGACUGACACACACACACACACAUACACUCACACACUUACACACAUCUCUGUCUGUAACAAACACACAUUAUUGGUGUGUAAUCGUGUGAAAGUGUGUGUUUUCAUCUGAACCCGGAGAGAGAAUCUCAGUCUUCAGGAAGUUGAAUAUCAGACACAAGACAGUUUCCUGUUUCAGAGCGUCAGGAUGAAGAUGUUUCUCAGUCAGAGACACUUUCUGUGUUUCUGUCCUCCAACAAACAAACACUGAUGUUUGUGUAAAACCAUUAUAUGUGUCACAUUUACACUGUUGUGUCAUGUUUCUCAGGCCGUAUUUCAGGAGAUCAUGAUAUUUUAGUCUUAUAGAAUGAAUGAAUGAAUGAAUGAAUGAGGGACUGAUGUAGUGCUUUAUUGUGUAUUGCUGGACACCCGAAGCUCUUUACAGUCACAUGAGGGGGUCUCUCCUCAAACAGCACCAGGACGACGACAGCCGUGCGCUCACCACACUCCAGGAGACAGAGACAAUCAGUAGAAUUCAGACUAAAAUUACUUCAUCAUCAUCAUCAUCAUCAUCAUUUAUAUUAUUAUUAUUAUCACAUGUCUGAAACCAACAUUCAAAGCACUGCUAGAGAAAAACAGUGUUUAUGCAAACUGGACUUUAGAUAAAUUAUUUUAAAACAA
This is a messenger RNA of Cyprinus carpio (common carp), 5643 nucleotides long. RefSeq lists its product as uncharacterized. The transcript has 8 exons. Gene Ontology annotation, molecular function: protein binding. Bases 2 to 4621 code for a protein of 1539 amino acids. The record is from RefSeq and is a predicted model, not a curated record. NCBI's taxonomy places the organism in Eukaryota, Metazoa, Chordata, Actinopteri, Cypriniformes, Cyprinidae.